Procambarus clarkii (red swamp crayfish) is the source of this 2182-nucleotide messenger RNA. The record is from RefSeq and is a predicted model, not a curated record. NCBI's taxonomy places the organism in Eukaryota, Metazoa, Arthropoda, Malacostraca, Decapoda, Cambaridae.
GUGAGACAUGGGAAAAUAUUGACCUGUAAUGUUUGUUAUGGCAGCAGCUGGGCCCGGGUGAGGGGUUAGGGGGAAACUAAAUAAAUUCUCCUCAUUCCACUUUUUGUUUCCCCGUAUAGUGGCCGCGGCGUGUGGCCCCAGGGACUGGCUCAUCUGUGAUUUAGCAGCUAAUUUGAUUCAAGUGCUCCACCAUGGGUAACGUUAACAAGUCCAUGAUGGAAGCCACUCGUAAAAACCAAGAAUUUAUGCUGGAGACUCAGAGAGUUCAACUUGAGAGACAGAUCCACAUGCAGAAUGAAAUGCGUCAGAAAAUGAUGUCAAUGCAGAUAGCACGAUCAAGAGAGCUUUUGUAUUGGUUUGGAGCAUUUUAUGCUGUUGCUGCUAUAGGAAUGAUAACUGGAUUUCGGCGCACUCGGAAGCCUGGCACACUGGUCCCCCUGCUUCCACUCACCUUCGUUUUGGCAUAUCAGGCAGACUUAGCAUAUGGUUCCAAGCUCAACAGAAUUAAAAUGGAAGCCGAGAACAUCUUAAUCUUUGAGCAUGAACUAGUGUCCCUUCCCAUGGGAGUUCCAACCCCUGCUACGAUUGACGAGGCUCGAGAGCGGCAGGAGGAGACCAAGCGACUUAAUAAGGUUCAUGAAUACUAGCCCACCACUCUCUUGAGAGGUCCAGUACACCAGCAUACUUAGCUCCUCAACUGAAGUAAAUCACCCUACUAUUGCUUGCCCAGCCUGGUUUAGUGUGUGUUUAUAGAUGAGAUUUGUUUAGGCACUAAUAAAACAUCCAAUGCAACCCCCUUAAUUUGGCAUUCGUUGGAUGCCUAGAUUUAUCUGUUUGCCCAAAGUCAACUUAUUUUCUUUUAAGGAGUCAAUUUAACUUACAGGAAAUUUAGGCAUUUCAAACAAAUUUUGUGGCCAUUACUGGAAGGCAAGUAAAUGCAAGUUACAGCACAGGUACAUUUCAUCAAUGUGAUAGGAAUGAUUGUAUGGAUAAUUCAGUACAGUCGGCCCUUGGUCUGCAUAAGGGAUGCAUUCUGGGAAAGUCUCGGCUCGAGCACGUUUACGCAAACUUUAUAUGGGAAAAAUAGAUGCAUCCCAGAGAUUCUCAAGGACUGCUCGCUCCUUCCUUCUCCCCUUCUUCUGAGCAAUAUUAUUAAGCACUGCCACCUUCCAGCCACAGAUAUACACUACCGUGUAAAGUAGCUCUGAAUGCUUGUCAGAGGUGUAGACAAUCGUAAACAUUGUAAUUUAGUCGUAGAGGUAACUUUGGAUGCAGAACGUUAGCAUAGUACCAGUGCAAGAAUGUAAUGCAGAAAAUUGCAUAUAAGAAAUGGAAACCUUGCACUAAGCAAACUAUGCCUUUUGCAUAGCAAAUUUUGGUGUUAAAUGCCUACUUCUUGCAAAGCAAAUUUCAAACAUACUGAACUUGUGCACAUCAAGGGCUGACUGUAAGCUGGUUAAUUUGAGAUUACUUGGCACAAACCGUCAAGCUCAGAAGGAUAUACUGUUUGCACAAAAAACAGGCACAUUUAUAUGCAUGCUCUCACACAUUCAAAUGUAUGCUCAUGCACACACAUUCCUAUGAAUGCUCAUACACAAGCAUGCUCAUGCACAUUCACACACAAUGCGAAAACUGAAGAAGAGUCAAAACACAGGACCGUAAAGAAGCUGUUGGACAACCUGGAUAAACUUCAGGGAUGGUUGGAGAAAUGACUAUUAGACUUCAACCCCUAAUAAAUGCAAGAUAAUUAGAAUUGGGGUGGUAUUUGAAAGCCCCAUUGAAUAAUGUGAAAUAAAAGAAAGAUGACACUGUAACAGAGAACAGUCUGGAAAUUAAUAUAACCUCUAAUCUAGCUGCAGAGGCUUUCAUAUAAAUAGGAUAUCAUCAACAGCACAUUUACCUGAGGGUAGUCUCGACAAGGACAGGAAGCUGGCUGCUUGACAAAGGUCCCCCUCCCCCCCCAACCCUAUUUGCCCUGAUGAUCUUUUCUAGCUGUAUUUUAAACCCCAGCAUAGUUUUGCCGUUUAUGGCUUCGGCGGGAAGGCGGUUCCAGGAGAUUUGUGAAACUAGCAAACAUAGAAACGUAUUUAGGCCCACUCUAAAAAGGAGGCCUUCAGAGAGCAGUGUACACUGUGUAUGUUAGACCCAUUCUGGUGUAUGCCACCUCCAGUCGAUCUCCCAC